Molecule: messenger RNA, 1075 nt
Organism: Hylaeus volcanicus
Lineage: Eukaryota; Metazoa; Arthropoda; Insecta; Hymenoptera; Colletidae
Product: cytidine deaminase-like
Exons: 3
Coding region: 374-820 (148 amino acids)
Cellular component (GO): cytosol
Molecular function (GO): cytidine deaminase activity; zinc ion binding
Source: RefSeq, a predicted model, not a curated record
CGUACCAUUUAACCAGGGGAUUAUUCGACGAAAUCGCGCACGAGACUUUGGUGUUCGCAGAAUUGUUUGACCACGAAAAAUUAUAUUUUAUUUUAAAAGUAUAUAGAUAGUCGGGAACAAGUCGUUUGACUUUACAGGGAUCAUUUCUUUAUGGAUGUGAACCACAUACUGGGAGCAAAGAGUAUAGGGAAGAGGAGAAGCCAAUGGUAAAAUAUAGUACAAGAGUUUCAGCGCCACCUAUUAACAAUAUUUGAUAAGAUUUAUUACUAGUACUUGAGAGUAUAUGCGUUGAUUCUUACGUUUGCGAGUUUAACUAGUCGUAGUCUAGCCAAGCUACAUAUAAAACACAAUCGUUUAACAAUUUAUAUCGAGGAUGAGUAACGAAGAAAUUGUAAAUUUCACAGACUUAGAACCAGGUAUUCAGGAGCUGAUAAAAGAGAGUGCUGCAGUUCGUAAAUUCUCUUAUUCACCUUAUAGUAAAUUCAAAGUUGGAGCUGCAGUACUUUGCGUUGAUGGGACCAUUUCUGCAGGAUGUAAUGUAGAGAAUGCAUCCUAUCCUGUUGGUACUUGCGCUGAAAGAGUAGCUAUUGUGAAAGCAGUGUCUGAUGGAAAAAAACAAUUCAAAGCAUUGGCUGUUGUAGCUGAUAAAUUAAAGGAUAGUUUUGUUACGCCUUGCGGUUUCUGCAGACAAGCUAUAGUAGAGUUUGGCGAUAUACCAGUUUAUUUGUCUGAUCCUGAAAUGAAAAAUGCAUUACGAACUACAGCAAGCAAUCUGCUACCUCGUGCCUUUGGUCUGGGCAAUCAUGAAAUUCUGCACUGAAUAUUUACCAGAAAUGGGGACUAAUUUUUACAAUUAGUUUCUAAAAAAAACUUUAAUCCAAUGCAAUAUUGAAUUAAUACUGAUUUGUUUUUUUUUGCUACAAAAUUGUUAUCUUCAAUAUUGGAAUACAGUUAGUGUUACAUUAUACAAACUUAACUAUAAUAAUGUCAGUGUAUCAUUUGUAUAAUCCUAAUAAUUGAAUUGUCAGUUUUUAUACAAGUUUUAAUAAAUACAGAGACAAUUCCGAACAGAAAA